UGUGUGCAGCAGUUCUUAUAAGCAGCUGAAGCUUUGGCGUCUUCCAGAGGCGAUGCCGGAGUUUUUGAGAGGUUAGCGGAUGGCUCAUAGAUAACUUUCUAUAAUGUCGUGCACAUAGUUAAAGCAAGGGCAAAGUCUUUAAAUUAGCUUUUGACCGGUUGUUUACACCGCUCGUCGCCAACAAUGGAGUACUGGAGGCAAUGUGCGAUGUGGCUGAUCAGUUGCAACGUGCUGCCGGCGAACCACCGGGUCACCGCGGACACGGCGCAAGUGUUCGACCUGGCACAGAUCCUGCGGGACGGGGUGCUGCUGUGCCAGCUGCUCAACAACCUCAGAGCCCACACCAUCAACCUGAAGGAGAUCAAUCUCAGGCCGCAAAUGUCACAGUUCUUGUGCUUGAAAAACAUUCGGACAUUCCUGACUUCCUGCUGUGAUGUUUUUGAAAUGAAGAAAAGUGACUUAUUUGAUGCCUUUGACCUCUUUGAUGUUCGAGACUUUGGAAAGGUUAUGGACACGCUUUCCAAGCUCUCUUACACAGCAGUCGCUCAGCAAGGAGGAUUCAAGCCAUUUCCACUGGAAGAGAGCCUAAAAGAUGAGGACAUUUACAACAAUCUGGAAGACUUGAUUGAUGAGAAUGUUCCUGAAGACGAGGAUGACUUGUAUGCAGCAGUCUACAGUCUGGAAGAAGAGUAUGCAGGAGGAGAAAUUUAUGAAGACCUCAUGAGGACGGAGCAGCAUCCCCCACUGAGGCAGGCAGAGGUGGAUGUGCGGAGCUGCUGCCUUACAGAGAUCAAACAGACGGAGGAGAAAUACACUGAGACCCUGGAGUCUAUUGAGAAGUAUUUCCUGAAUCCACUGAAGAGGAAAUUCUUCUCUGAUGCUGAAAUUGAUAAAGUUUUUGUCAACAUUCCAGACCUGGUUAAAGUUCACAAGAGCCUGAUGGUGGAUGUACAGGAUUCCAUCACAAACAAAAAUGCCUUGAAUCUCUACCAGAUCUUCAUCAGCUACAAAGAAAGAUUACUCAUUUAUGGGAUCUAUUGCAGUCAGGUGGAGAUCGCCAUAGCUGUUUUAGAUCUCAUCUGCAAAGAGAAAGAGGAUGUUCGCUUGAAACUGGAGGAAUGCUCCAAAAGAGCCAACAAUGGGAAGUUCACGCUGAGGGAUCUACUGGUUGUCCCAAUGCAGAGGGUCCUAAAGUAUCAUCUCCUUCUGCAGGAACUAGUCAAACAUACUCAUGAUGCUGCUGAUAAAAGCAACUUGAAAAUUGCUCUUGAUGCCAUGAAAGACCUUGCUCAGUACGUCAACGAAGUGAAGAGAGAUAAUGAGACUCUGAGGGAGAUCGACCAGUACCAGAGGUCUAUCGAAAACCUGAAUCAGCCACUUGUCACUUUUGGUCGGCCAAAGGGAGACGGAGAGGUGCGCCUGAUCUCCUCUGUUGACAAGAGGAAACAAGACAGACACAUCUUUUUAUUUGAUGUGGCUGCCAUUGUUUGCAAACGAAGAGGAGACAACUAUGAGAUGAAGGACAUACUGGAUCUCAACUACUUCAAAGUCACCAACAACCCCACAUCUGACAAAGAAGGCAAAAAGUGGUUCUACAGCUUUUAUGUGAUGCAUCAGCAAGGGCACACAGGCUUUGAACUCUUCUUUAAGACCGGAGAACUGAAGAAGAAGUGGCUGGAUCAGUUUGAAAUGGCCAUAUCAAAUAUCAGACCAGAGAACGCCAACUACAAUUCCCACCAGUUCAAGAUGCACACAUUUGAAAGGAUCACUUCCUGUAACUACUGUCACCUUUUACUCAGGGGCAUCUUUAACCAGGGUUAUCUCUGUCAAAAAUGUGGCCUGGGGGCUCAUAAGGAGUGUUUGGGUCGACUGGGAGUCUGUGGGAGAACAGAUCCUGUCAAGCCGAGGCCCAAGGACAGCACGAUACCGCCAAGCCCAGGUUUAGCCAGGAUGGUUGUGAUCAGAGACUACAGUGGUAACCCCAGUCCCCAGUGUGGGACCCCACUAAGCAUUCAUGUGGGGGAUGUCAUUGAGCUGAUGUUUGCUGACCUGAACAGCUCCUGGUGGCAGGGCAAAAUUCUGGCGACAAGCAAGAUUGGCUUCUUUCCAAGUGAUGCUGUGAGGCCUUGCCCAUGUGUUCCGAAACCCGUCAAUUACUCUAACCAGCUAUGGUUUGCAGGGCCUAUGGAGAGAAACCAGGCUGAGGUGGAGCUCUUGGACCGAGGAAACAGUACCUACCUAGUUCGACACAGGAGUAAAGAAUGCAAUGAAUACGCCAUCAGUAUAAAGUUCAACGAUAAAGUCAAGCACAUUAAGAUUCUGACCAAGGAUGGAGGCUUUUACAUUGCUGAGAGUCGGCUGUUCAAGACUGUUCUGGACUUGGUUGAGUACUACAAACAUCAUUCUCUAAAGGAGGGUUUCAGCAGUCUUGACACCACCCUGCAGGUUCCCUACAGGGAACUGCCCAAUGGAAACAUGCCCAGGGCUAUUACCGAGGCUGGCAGCGUAUUUUCUCCUAGAGUAGUCGGUAUUGCAGUGGCGCGCUAUGACUUCAGCUCCAGAGACACAAGAGAGCUAUCUCUCUUCCAGGGAGACAUUAUCAAGAUCUACACAAAGAUGUCCAAUGGGUGGUGGAGGGGAGAAGUUGAUGGCAGGGUGGGCUGGUUUCCCUCUACCUAUGUGGAUGAAGAGGACUGACUGUGCUUUGUAGAUAAUGUCUAUUCAGCAUCCAAUAUAAGAAGACCACCUCCAGUGUGUGGAAGUUUGCUCUACCACUCCCAGUCUUGACAAAACUCUUGGACUUGGACAUGGGAGGAGGUGGCAGUGCCCUUAAAAACCUUUCUCCUGCCCUCUGAUGAACUCUCACACAAGGGUGAAGGUUGUCAAACCAAAGACUCGAGGAGUGUCACACCAUAUCUUACCCCUCUGCAGCACUGUCUACCCUCACAGCCCACUGGGAAGAACAUGUGCUGCACCUAGAUUACCCUCCCCACCUCACUCCCCUCUCACCUUCUCUUAUUAUUGAUGACUCCAUUGGCUGGUUUCAGACUGGCCUUCACUGUCAUCAUGUUUCGACACCAGGACAGCUCAGUCAUCCAGCUGGAACACAGAUCCUGCUGACAGUGCGCCGCCCAGGUACUCUACCAAUUUGAAAUGCUGAGGAGGUUUGAGUGUUGCUGGAAAACUGAAAUCUUUUAUUUUCCAUUUUCUUUUUCUUUUUUUUUUUAAAGGAAACUAAAACAAGCUAAACACAAAUAUUUUGGAUUAUAUAUUUAAAAAAAAAAACAGAAUCAAACUGAAUGGAUAUACACUUUCUUUAAAUGCAACUAUGAAAAAAAAGGAUGAGAAGUUUUCAGGAUUACAGCAUUAUGGACUGAUUUAUCUGUACAUGUAAUGUUCAUUGACUGCUCAUUGACUUUGGGGGCUUUACAUUGUUCCUAAAAAAUGUGGGAAAAACCCACAUUUGGAUUCAAGCAGUUGACAGAUUACUGAAAUUUGUCACUGAUUAAGCUAUAUGACCAAAAUCCAAUACCUGUUCUUAUAACUUUUAUUUUAUUUGAAUUAUCGUCUCAGUUUGUUGUCCCUCAAAAAUGAAUGGUUUAGUGGGCUGUCCUUAAUCUAGUGUCUUUUAAUUCAGUGGUUGCUAUUUGAAAUAACUUGGGAUCCGGUGAAGGACACUUGGACACUUUAAAAGGACGGAUGGAUAAUUGCUCUUGCACCAGAGCCUUUUCUUGUUGGAGAAAAAUUAAGAAUAAUUUUUAAUGUAUUAUGUAAUUAUGUGAUGUUUUGAGAAAUACACUUAGAUACAACAUUCAAAGAUAAAACAAAACACAGCCAAAGAAGUGCAUGUGUGGUGUGUAUUGUAUUAAAGGUAUUGGUCGAUACCUUUCUACAAGCACUUUCAUCUUUUCAGCAUUCACUGUGGAAACCAGCCCUUUUGCAUUCCACGGAUUUUGUUUACCUCAACUCUUUUUAGUUUCACAAUAAGUGAUUCAAGGGUGAUGUAACAGCUGUUCAUUGUAGAGCAAGAAAGCAAGUUAAAUGAGCUCUUUUCUUCAAACGUUCAAACCCUGCUAACCCAGUGUAUGAUAUCAAUAUUUAAUAAAAGCUUAUUCUUUGAAUUGUA
This is a messenger RNA of Melanotaenia boesemani (Boeseman's rainbowfish), 4126 nucleotides long. RefSeq names its product guanine nucleotide exchange factor VAV3-like. Gene Ontology annotation, molecular function: protein binding; guanyl-nucleotide exchange factor activity. Gene Ontology annotation, biological process: intracellular signal transduction; regulation of GTPase activity; cell migration. The record is from RefSeq and is a predicted model, not a curated record. Bases 184 to 2697 code for a protein of 837 amino acids. The transcript has 27 exons. Gene Ontology annotation, cellular component: plasma membrane; cytoplasm. NCBI's taxonomy places the organism in Eukaryota, Metazoa, Chordata, Actinopteri, Atheriniformes, Melanotaeniidae.